This is a messenger RNA of Syngnathoides biaculeatus (alligator pipefish), 4466 nucleotides long. It is a transcript of the gene gnptab, whose product is annotated as N-acetylglucosamine-1-phosphate transferase subunits alpha and beta. Gene Ontology annotation, molecular function: UDP-N-acetylglucosamine-lysosomal-enzyme N-acetylglucosaminephosphotransferase activity; calcium ion binding. The transcript has 22 exons. The coding region runs from base 132 to 3662 and encodes 1176 amino acids. Gene Ontology annotation, cellular component: Golgi apparatus. The record is from RefSeq and is a predicted model, not a curated record. NCBI's taxonomy places the organism in Eukaryota, Metazoa, Chordata, Actinopteri, Syngnathiformes, Syngnathidae. Gene Ontology annotation, biological process: N-glycan processing to lysosome; carbohydrate phosphorylation.
AGAAGCGCCCCCCCCCCACCCCCUUCCUCACGUCUCGUUGUCAUGUGUGCGGACGGUCAGCUGACUAAUUCUGUCCGUUUGUGAUGCCCCCCGUGCUUAUUUCGCCUCAUUUGCUCGCCAUUGUCGAAUGAAUGCGGCGCUAUGCUUGGCCCAGGAGAGCCAUGGUAGUCGUCAACUCGGUGCUGAAGCUGCUUCAGAGGCAGACGUACACCUGUCUGUCCCACCGCUAUGGACUCUACCUCUGCUUCGGCGGCAUCGUCCUCAUGAUUGUGUCUGCUUUCCAGUUCGGGGAGGUUGUGGUGGAGUGGAGCCGGGACCAGUACCAUGUGCUGUUUGACUCCUACAGAGACAAUUUGGGCGGCAAAUCUUAUCAAAGCAGGCUCUGCCUGCCCAUGCCCAUCGACGUGGUGUACACGUGGGUGAACGGCACCGACGUGGCUCUGCUGAGGCAACUGAAGGCGGUGAGAGAGCAGCUGGCCGAGGAACAGAGAGCGAUGAGGGAACGUCUGGGGAAAAAUGCAAGCGAGGCAACAGAAGAACCAAAAGUCAGGGCCAAAGCGGAAUGCUUGCUGUCCCACUGCAUCGCGGCGCCCAUGCUGGCGCUGGAUCCCGCCCUGCCGGCCAACGCCACGCUGCGGGAGCUGCCGUCGCUCUCGCCCUCGCUGGCGGGCGCCAAGGAGCUCCUGCUGCUCCGCAAGCCCGUUCACCCGUCCACUGCGGCCUCCGUACUCGUCUUCAAUUCUCAAUCUGCUGCUGAGAAAGCCUACGUUGACGCAUUCAAGGAAGACAAGAAAUUCUCCGUGUCCAGAUGUUACCUGACCACAGACAAAGAGGCUCCGGGUCUGAUCCGGAUGCAGACGCUGGCCUACCUCAGCGGCUUCCCGGCCUCCUUCAAGGAGACGGAGCAGUUGAGGGCCAAGCUGCCCUCUUUCGUCACUGACAAGAUCAAGCAGUUCGAGUUGUACUCCGAGGCCAGCAUCGCUCUGCUCCACCUCAACGGGCCGCAGGACUUCGGCGAUCUCAUGCAGAAGUCCAAGAAGAACCUGACGCUGGACGGGAAGGAGCUGACCAUUAGCCCCGCCUUCCUCUUCUGGGACCUGACAGUCAUCUCGCAGUCCAAGCAGGACGAGGACGUGUCGGCCAGCCGCUUCGAGGACAACGAGGAGCUGCGCUACUCUCUGCGCUCGGUGGAGAAACACGCCCCCUGGGUGCGCCACGUCUUUGUCGUCACCAACGGGCAGAUUCCCUCCUGGCUCAACCUGGAUAACCCUCGCGUUUCGGUCGUCACCCAUCAGGAGCUGUUCUUGAACCGCAGCCACCUCCCGACGUUCAGCUCGCCCGCCAUCGAGAGCCACAUCCACCGAAUCCCGGGACUCUCGCAGAAGUUCAUUUACCUCAACGACGACGUGAUGUUCGGCAGAGACGUCUGGCCGGACGACUUCUACAGCCAUUCAAAGGGGCAGAAGGUGUAUCUCACCUGGCCUGUUCCCAAUUGUGCUGAAGGCUGCCCGGGAUCCUGGAUCAAAGACGGCUACUGCGACAAGGCCUGCAACAACUCCGCGUGUGACUGGGACGGCGGGGACUGCACGGGGGCAGCGGGCAGCAGCAGGUUCCCGGGUGGGGUCGGCGCCGGCGGUCCCGGCGGAGGCGGCGGGCAGAUGUGGCAGUUUGCCGGCGGUCAAGGCGCCCUGGCCGCAGCCUCGUACUGUAACCAAGGUUGCGCCACCUCCUGGCUGGCAGACAAAUUCUGUGACCAAGCCUGCAACGUGCUCCCUUGCGGCUUCGACGUGGGCGAUUGCGGCACAGAGCACUUUGGGGAGCUGCACCGUGUCACCCUGCUGAGUAACCAAAGCGCUUACUCGCUCCCCGUUGGAGAGAUCAGACCUUAUUUCAGCUUCGAACGGCUGGCUCACAGGGUGUCGGAGGCCCACGUGAUGGACAACCCGGUGGUCCGUCACACCUCCGUAGCCAACAAGUGGAAGACCAUCCACCUGCUGCUUCAUGCCGGCCACAAUGCCACCGUGGUCCAGUACAACAUCACCUUCCAAAAAGAGGACAGCACGGCGUUUACGAAGAUAUUUAGUGUGGCCGUUGACACGCGUCAGCUUCCGCGGGUUAACAGGACGCAGGCCGGCAGGGAAAGUUCCAGCCAGAAGCCUCCCGUGACGACGGAACCGCCCUUCCUGUUUUCGGAUGUACCCGAGGACAAGAGGGGUCCCAAAAUCCAGAGGAAGCAGCCGGAUGAACUCGAGGCCGUCGUAGAAGUUCCCGCGUUGAACGAGUCGCUCUUGCCAGCCGCUCUGCUCAGCCAGCUGCAGAAGCUUGAUGAGAAUCUGGUCAAAGGAGACCUCACCCUGAAGGGUUACAACCUGACCAAGGCUCGGCUGCUGGCCGCCAGCCGCGAACACCGGGAAAUUGACCUUUCUCCCAUGGUGGACAGGCCCAAAACCUCCAAGCUGCUGAGGCACAUUACCAAAGUGAAGAGCACCGAGUGGCAAGCGGAGCCACCCCGCUUCGCUCCAGUGGGGAGGAAGCUCCAUCAUUUUGUCCCCGCUGACAGAGGCUUCUUGCCGUGGGAGAAGAAGAAGUACUUCCAAGACCUGCUGGAGGAAGAAGCGCGUCUGCAGACGGCGCUGGCGUACGACGUUGCCGGCGGCAGAGGCGGCGGGCGCAAGCUGCAGGACACGUUUGCGGACUCGCUUCGGCACGUCAACAAGCUGCUCAACCGCCAGUUUGGCUUCGCGUCGCGCAAAGUCCCCGCGCACAUGCCGCAUAUGAUUGACAGGCUCGUCAUGCAGGAGCUGCAGGACACUUUCCCAGAUGAUUUUGACCAGACGUCCGGCCACCGUGUGCGUCACCCGGACGAUAUGCAGUUUGCCUUUUCCUACUUCUACUUCCUGAUGAGCACUCAGCAGCAGCUCAACGUCUCGGAGGUGUUCGACGAGGUCGAUACCGACCACUCGGGCGUCCUGUCCGACCGCGAGAUCCGAACUCUCGCCACGAGGAUCCACGAGCUGCCCCUCAGCCUCCAGGAUCUGACAAGUUUGGAGCAGAUGUUGAUCAACUGCUCGAAGACACUCCCGAGGAACCUGAGCCAGCUCCACCUGGUCAGCCCCACGCAGGAGGCCUACUAUGACCACAGCAUGCCGCCGGUCACGAAGGGCCUCAUCAUGUACUGCACGCCCAUCACGGACCGCAUUCGUAAAGCCUUCGUGGACCAGAACAAGUACAAAUUUGAGAUCAAGGGCGAGGAGGACAUCGCCUUCAAGAUGAUCCGCACCAACGUGUCGCACGUGGUGGGCCAGUUGGACGACAUCAGGAAGAAUCCCAGGAAGUUCAUUUGUCUGAACGACAACAUCGACCACGCCCACAAGGAUGCUGCCACCGUGAAGGCCGUGCUGAGAGACUUCUACGACUCCAUGUUCCCGCUGCCGUCCCAGUUCGAGCUGCCAAGGGAGUACCGCAACCGCUUCCUCCACAUGGACGAGCUCCAGGAAUGGCGGGUCUACCGAGACAAGUUGAAGUUCUGGACCCACUGUGUCCUGGUGACGCUGGUGGCCUUCACGGUCGUGUCCUUCUUCGCCGAACAGCUGAUCCACUUUAAGCGCAAGCUAUUCCCCCGGCGCAAAACGGCUAAAGACGACAACCCCGAGAGAGUUUGAACCAGGAAGUCUUCCUCCUCCUCUUCCUCAUCGUAAUCUGCGGCAUCAUCAUCAACGGCUCCUCCGUCCUGCUCAGUGGAAGAUUUUUAUUUUUCAUUUUUCCCCUGUCUGGUGACAAACGAGGAAACAAAGACAACGGCUAAGCCCGUGAAUGUUUCCUUUACUUUUACGCACUCAUCACUCCUGAGGCCACGUACAUCAAUUUUUCUUUUUUUUUUUUUUUUUUUUUUUUUUUUUGUGGACCUGUGCUCAAACACGACCAAACGGACAAUCAUGAUUUGACGGGCGACGUGUUCCGAAAGGCUCUGCGAUGGGAACUUUUGGACAUUUUACCGCUCGGAAUGCGUUUUAAAGGAAUUGUAUUGAAAAGGGGUCAUGAAUUUUAAGCCCUUGUCGGUUUUUGUCUUUAACGCUGUGGGAUCUAGAAGUGCCUUCUUUGUUCAUUCCUAUACUUUUACAAAACAAAUGUUAUGGUGGAAAAAGGUUGUCUACCGAUUUUGCGUGUGUGUGUGAUUAGGAAUCGAUCGGCCUUUCUUGAAUCUUGUGUUUGUCGGACGCGGCAGCUUUCCUUCUCGCCGUCUGCGCGCACGUGUCCCCGUGGGACCCAGCAGGCUCGCUAUAAUGUCUGAAAUUCAGACGAUUCAGCUCUUUAACUUAUUAUUUUUUUUGAGGGGGGGGGGGGGGGAUUGUAACGUUGCCAUGGAGACGGCGCUUUGUCAUACUGUCUCGCCGCCCUUUAACGUCGCUUGCUCUGGCUCUUCCGACUGAAAUAAAAUCUGUCCGGCAAUCGUCGUCUCUCUCUUU